GUUCAUCAUACUACCGUCGCGUCUCGAGUCUCUCGACCUUCGCCUUGAGCCCAGCAGUGUCUGUUGAACUGUACGGAGUGAGUAGUGUUCAACUUUCUUCCACUGAAGAAGCAAGAUUCUUGUUAUAUUUUGUCAGAUACUGCAUUACUUUGAAUUUUACUCAUUUCAAAAAGCGAUGGGUCUUGGAACCUACUCAUGAACGCUCUGAAAACCAGGAUAUCAUCCACAUCCAGAUCAGGCUAAAAAAAUAAGUACUAAUUAUGGUUAUGAUAUUUUCUUGCAUAAUAGCCUGGCGUCUGUUCCCAAAUAGGACUACAUAUGCUUUACGUUGCCAUGAGACGCUGAACUAAAGAACAAGGAAACAGGAGCAAAUCAGAGUAAAUCAGCCGUAAAUAGAGUCAUUUUUUAAAAAAACAACAGGAUGGACGAAAAUCCACCACCCCCGAGGACAUGCUGCUCCGCAACUCUGAAACAGGUACUAUGCGGCUUCAUUGUAUCGGCUGGUAUGGUUCAAGCAGGGCUAGUCACUGGAUGGCCUGCAGUGUUACCAGACCUCCAAAAUGACACCUCGGCUGCAUUCAACGUCACUGAUGAUGAUGUAAAGUGGAUAGUGUCUUGCACAAGCAUCGUGGGCAUGGCCACCAACCUCCUGGCAGGAUCCAUGAUGGAGUGGGUAGGCCCGCGACUCCUGCUCUCUCUGCUCCUCAUGCCCGCGUCGGGCUUCUGGCUCCUGCAGUGCUUCGCGCCCAACCUACCCAUCUUCUACAUGGGUCGCCUGGGCGGGGGAUUUGUCGCGAGCGUCUUCACUACCCUCACCAAUCCUCUGAUGGCGGAGUUGGUCGAGCCCCACCUUCGUGGGAUGCUCAGUUGUCUGCCGGAGUUGGUUGUGUCCUCCGGGGUCUUGGUGGUCUACGUCCUUUCGUACGUCCUGCCCUGGCAGGUCGUCACGGGACUCUGCGCUUUGCCCUUCCUGCCGCUCUUCUGUCUCUCCCUCGUCAUACCUGAGUCACCCUUCUGGCUCGUGAGGAAGGGCAAGUUAGUAGAGGCUGAGAAUGCACUGCAGAAACUGAGAGAUCCCAGGAAGAAUGUGGCGAGGGACGAGCUCCCCAGCAUUCGCACCAGUAUAAUGAGUCAUCCGCAAACGACGGUCAUGGAUCAGAUAAAACAACUGCGAGUGGAUUACCACGCUAAACCAGUCAUCUUACUGGUAGCUAUAUUUAUCCUGCGUGAAUUGGGAGGCCAGCUGGCGGUGUUUUCAUACACUGUGUACCUGUUCCAGAAAGCUGGCGUCGAAAUCGAAGUGUUCACGUGCACGGUCUUGGUGGGAAUUGUGCGUCUUCUCGCUACAGCUACGUCAUCCAUCCUUGUUGACAAACUUGGCCGAAGGCCGUUUCUGUUUGGUACUUUCCUGGUUUGCGGCAUUGCCCAAACAACUGGUGGAGCCUUCCUCCUCGCCGACAUUCCAGGCACUGACUGGGUACCGCUAGUGGCAGUGCUGAUCUUCGUUCUGGCCUACGGCCUCGGAGUGGGACCUAUACCGUGGAUCUUGUUGGGAGAGCUGAUACCAACGCCAGUCCGUUCCAUCGGGGCUUCCAUAUGCACAUUUAGCUUUUGCGCUUCCCAGUUCUUUGUAGGAGUCCUGUUCCCCGAGCUGAUGGCGACACUGGGCGUGGGUGGAAGUUUCUUGGUGUUUUCCGGUGCCAAUUUCUUAACGAGCAUCUUCACCUUCGUGUUUUUGCCAGAGAGCCGCGGUCGGUCACUGCACCAGUUGCAAGAAGUCUUCAGCACCCGGACAUCCAGGAGACCUCUCAUCAAUGUUGCGUCCAACGAGGCCUCCGAAGAAGUUAACGAUUCGAGUUAGACUGGCUGGACCAGUCGUUUUCGUACUCACGUUCCAAAUACAUACCUUUUAUUUUUAUAUAUAGUACCAGUGUGUGUCCGCUUGAUGUGAUGAGAUGAUCUUUUAUAUAUUUUAAAAGUAUGUCUGUAUAAAAUUUUGUACCCUUGAUGUGAUGAGAUGAUCUUUUAUAUAUUUUAAAGUAUGUCUGCUUAAAAUUUUGUCCACUUGAUGUGAUGAGAUGAUCUUUUAUAUAUUUUAAAGUAUGUCUGUAUAAAGUUUUGUCUUUAGCAAGAAUGCUUUGCAACCUUGUAAUACUCGCAUAUUCUAAAACAUUCUUUAAACGUGAAUUUUUUUAUUU
Messenger RNA from Macrobrachium nipponense, 2198 nucleotides. Its product is annotated as facilitated trehalose transporter Tret1-like. Gene Ontology annotation, biological process: transmembrane transport. The coding region runs from base 422 to 1861 and encodes 479 amino acids. Gene Ontology annotation, cellular component: membrane. Gene Ontology annotation, molecular function: transmembrane transporter activity. Lineage: Eukaryota; Metazoa; Arthropoda; Malacostraca; Decapoda; Palaemonidae. The transcript is spliced from 6 exons. The record is from RefSeq and is a predicted model, not a curated record.